CAGAUUCCCGAGGCCGCUUUAAAUAAUAUUGAGCACUCUUCAAAAGUGCAACAAAAAACUUUUGAAUCUUUGAAGGAACAAGACGUGCACCUUAAGAGAAAGAAUUGAUUUUUGAAAAUACACAGUUCAAACUUAAUUCGAGGUGUCAUGAUUUCCGUUUGGUGCGGCCUGUUGGUGAUGGUGGUGGCAGUUCAUGCAGCCGCACCUGCAUCACAAUCAUCAUCUUCUCCCACGAGUACUAAGAGAGAAGAUCCUCAAAAUGGCGGCGGAGGAUCUGGAGGACAACCAGUUUAUUCUCCAUCAGCAUCUUCCAAUAGCUACAGCAGCGCUUCAUUCGAUUCAUCCGACAAUGGCGGGGCAUACAAAUCUCCGCAACAAUCCCAAGGAAACCUUUAUUACUACUAUUACCCAGUUCAAGAUAAAGGUCAAGAUAAUGCCUUUGCUAGUUCGUCCACCCACAACUAUGCAACUGCACCUGCAAACUCGGGACCUUAUGAAACUCAAGACUCUUCCCAAACAAGUUACCACACCUCUCAAGGUGGUGACGCUUACCAACAAGAUGCAUCAUAUGUGGGAGCACUUAACCAACUAAGCCAAUAUGGACUUGCAAAUGGUUAUUCCUUAGGAACCGGUGGACUUGGUGGAGCUGGAGGUAAUGCAUUUGGAGCCUAUGCUGCUCAAAUGGCACCUGCAGGUUACGCAUCAUCAGGUAUCCCAGCUUCAGCUUACUCGACAGGAGCAAUUGGCAGCUAUCCAGCCGGCAGUGCAGCCGUUGCCAACUACGCAGCACAACCUUCAACCCUAGCCCAAUAUGCUGCUCAAUUAACUGGGUUUGGUGGUGGUAACCAAUAUCAGGCCGCUACUUCUGGAUAUGGAGUACCUCAAGGCUAUGGGCAACCUAGCAGAAGAUAUGGUCUUGGUAGUUUGAUCAUGCCAAUGCUAGCUCUGGCAGGUCUGACUAUGUUGGUACCUACAAUCACCAGCAACUUGGGAAGUAGAACCAAGAGGUCAACUGACACACAAGCUCAUCCUUUGACCCUCAUCAGCGAAUACAAAGACAAGCUAGAACGAUAUUAUUCCCUGUACAGAACUGCUGUUGAGAAAGAAGAAUGCAUGAACCGAAUCAUCUGCGAAUUUGGAAGUGCAGUUAGUGAUGUUAAAGGCAAAGGAGCCGUUGUCUUGGUUCUGGAAAAAUUGAUGCCCAAAAACAUGAGACCCAAAAUGAAUGUAUUCAAAGCCGGUGCAUUAUCACCAGAAAUUGGAAAAUGUAAGAAAAUGUUCAAGUGCUGAAAGAUGGUGUGACAGUUUAACGCGCGACGUAUGAUAAACUUUUUUAUUGAACAUUACCUUGAAAGGAAAUCAAAUGUCAGCAUGGCCAAGAAGAUGGAUAAAUGCGUUCUGUACGCUUUUUGUCGUAUCCUUUCUAAAUAUUAUUAUUGUAUCAUCUGUAGCUAUUUAGAUUUAUAUAUUGGUCUUAAGACCACGAAGCAUUCAACUAAAAUUCGUUACUGGAACUUUUUAAUACCUUCUAAGCAGUCUGCCUGCUCCAAACACAAUUCAUAAAAAUGUGAGAUACAGAACUCCUCUUCUUGGCCUAUAUAGUGACUAUUUAAAUCUAUACAUUCCAGUGCAAAGGCUACCAGGGCAGCUAUGAUAUCGAUAAAAUAUCUUAUCUGAUAAUGAUAUCUUAUUUUACGAUUUUCGACAUCAUAUCUUCCUUAUAAUGAGAGAAUGUGUGUCCACAAACCCAGGACAUAUUUUGUGGUUUUUUUUUUAAAUAUUAUUCAUUUGAGUAUUUAGUUAAUUACGAAAGUAUUGCAAUUGCUGUUAAUGACUUUUAAUCACCUAGUUAAACAAAUGUCACAUUCUGUGAUGUAUAAAUGUACAGUCUCUUUUCGAACUUUUUUUUUUUUUAUUCCAGAUAUAUAGUAGACAGUUCCUUUUAAAAAUUCUUUCAACUUUUUCAGUUAAAUUUGUAGGGAUUCUCUCAGUGGGUACUUUUUAAACUGAUUUGUAAAAAUUCCUUACGUAUUUUAAAUAAUUAAACAUAGUAUUUUAAUAUAAAUAUUAAUUUCAGCUAAUGCAGAAAAGGUGCUUUAAGAAUGUUCUUCUUGUCUAAAAACUAAGAGAAUUUUCAGUGAAAUUGAUAAACAAUUAUUGACUAUUAUAGAAGUAUAUUUUUUUAUUAUUAUUAUUACUCAUCUCCUCAUUAGCGCAGUACUGAUAGAUCUUUAAUGAAAUUUUAUUUAAAAUUUAAAGACUUAAUAUAUUUCGAAAUUUUCCAGAAGUUUUUCUGGAACGGCCUGAUAAUUUUUGUUAUUAUUUCCCGCUCUCAUUCCGUAUAGUGUGAAAGUUACUGUUGUUAAGACGUUCCGAGUACUGCGUUGUACUUAUUUAUUCUAUUAUCAUUUCAUUACUGCUAUGUACAUGCUGUUUUUGUUUUUGUGAAUGAAAAUAAAUGUUUUAAAAAUCUA
This is a messenger RNA of Parasteatoda tepidariorum (common house spider), 2474 nucleotides long. RefSeq lists its product as uncharacterized. Lineage: Eukaryota; Metazoa; Arthropoda; Arachnida; Araneae; Theridiidae. The record is from RefSeq and is a predicted model, not a curated record.